AUGGCAAGGACAAAAGGAAGUGAGACCAUGAAGAAGAAAGACCCAUUCAUGCAACCACCAAGGAAACAAAUCAAGCUAGGGAGUAGUCACUCCAAUGCAAGAGCAGCAACACCACCCUCACCACAAUCCAUUGAUGCAAGUCAAGAACAUGUGGAGAGUCCAAGAGGAGAAGAUGAUUGGGCACUUGUAAACUUUGUUGGAGAACAAGUCCAAGAUCCAAGAAAGUACAAGAAGGCAAUGGAGAAGAGUGAACAUCGAACCUUGUGUGAAGAUGGACACUCCAACCCUUGA
Molecule: messenger RNA, 291 nt
Organism: Microthlaspi erraticum
Lineage: Eukaryota; Viridiplantae; Streptophyta; Magnoliopsida; Brassicales; Brassicaceae
Source: the annotation of a GenBank genome assembly